GUGGUGUGAGAUCGGUAUUGGGGUACUCUGCGAAUAUUAUGAGAAUGUUUCAUUAGAUGCUACACAGGCAUCCUGAAUUUAAUAGUUUUUCCUCUAACAAAGCUAAUUUGUUGCUUUUGGGCCAGAUGGAAAUGAACCUUGCAGAAGUGCUGUCUCCGUUUCCCUGGCCUGGGUAGUUGAGUUCCUCAGGUUGCUUUAUGGUGCAAACAUGAAGAUAGAUCCAAAUAACUUUAUUUUUACACUGUUUCAGUGCGUGUAUGCCAACUCUUGAUGGACUUCCUGCUGGAUGAAAGAACCUCUACGAGCACAGCUGAGAUUAGACUGCCUGCUGUUGCUUUUUACAUAAUGGCUCUGCUUUUUUUCAGCCAUCAACACAGAUGGUUUUUAAUGGAAAAGCUGAGCAGUAGAGACAUCGAGAUCCUAUAGAUCCUGCUGUUUUACAGAUACAAAACCAGAUAGGAGUUUAUAAUUGCAUGUGGAUGUGAGGGCUUUUAAAACGACUGCCUAGCUUAAUGUCUGUAUUUUACUUAUUUGGAUCUGCUAGUGCUUGUUGCAGAAGCUGAAAUGGAACACAUUUUAAGAGCUGAGCAACAACACUGGCUGAGGGGAUGGAACCAAAAAAAAAAAAAAUGAAUCAUGACAUAUGUUGUUACUUGUGUUUCCUAUAGCAUUUAAUUCAGUCUGACAUCUGUAUCCUUUGGAAAUGAUUCUCUCGCUGUGAAGGAGUCUGCUACAGUAGUAACUAUUCUGGAUGAAUCUUUAAAAUGCUUGUCAGGGUUAAAGCACUAGAGGCAAGGUUUGAAGCUAAAGGUCUGGAAUCUACUUGGUUAGGUUAGGCAUAGUGCUGCAAUCUAAUCCACUUUGAUUUCCCGUCUCCCUUCCAUUGCAUUUGUCCUCAGGGGAUGCAGUUGUGAUGCUGGGGACAGAGAAGUGAUUCAUGCUCUGUACUAACUGAAUUUUUGCCUAACAAACUAGCAGAGACAAGGUGUUCAGCUCUUGGAUAAACCAAAUAUUUAACAAAAAAAGAGAGAGUGAGAAUGGAAGAAGGAUGCAUGUGUGUGUAUUGUUUGACAGCUGUCCCCCUGGGAUCCUUGAGAAGACAAGAUGUGCCUCUCAUAAGGCGAUCCCUCACUGAGCAGAAUCAUGGAAUGUAAGAGAGAAGAUGUCUUUUGGUGUAAUCCUUGGAGAACACAGAAUAAGAACAUUGUUGGUUGGAACUGGAGUGAGGAUGAACUGUUGUUCCUGUAGAGGGAGCCUGCUUUGUCACUGUAAGAGCUUAUGUGCUCUGAAUGUGAAUACUGUCAGCAUCAAUAAGGCCAUUAACACACAGGAAGUAGCUGUCAAGGAGAAACACGCCAGAACAUGCAUCCUGGGAACCCACCACGAAAAAGGAGCUCAGACCUUCUGGUCCGUCGUGAACCGGCUGCCCCUCUCCAGCAACGCUGUGCUCUGUUGGAAGUUCUGCCACGUGUUCCACAAGCUCCUCCGCGAUGGACACCCAAAUGUCCUGAAAGACUCUCUGAGGUACAAGAACGAGCUGAACGACAUGAGCAGGAUGUGGAGUCACCUGAGUGAGGGCUACGGGCACCUGUGCAGCAUCUAUCUCAAACUGCUGAGAACCAAAAUGGAGUUCCAUACGAAAAACCCCCGGUUCCCAGGCAAUCUCCAGAUGUCUGACAGGCAGCUUGACGAGGCAGGAGAAAACGACGUUAAUAACUUCUUUCAGCUGACGGUGGAGAUGUUUGACUAUUUGGAGUGUGAGCUGAACCUGUUCCAGAUGGUAUUCAGCUCCUUGGACAUGUCUCGCUCCGUGUCGGUCACUGCUGCUGGCCAGUGCCGCUUGGCCCCACUGAUACAGGUGAUACUGGACUGCAGCCAUCUGUAUGACUACACUGUUAAACUCCUCUUCAAGUUGCACUCCUGCCUCCCCGCUGACACACUACAGGGCCACAGGGACCGUUUCCUGGAGCAGUUCAGAAAGUUGAAAGAUUUGUUCUAUCGCUCCAGCAACCUGCAGUAUUUUAAACGGCUGAUUCAGAUCCCACAGCUCCCAGAGAAUCCUCCCAACUUUCUGCGGGCCUCGGCUCUGUCCGAGCACAUCAGUCCUGUGGUGGUCAUCCCGGCUGAGGCCUCGUCCCCAGACAGCGAGCCCAUCACCGAUCUAGUGGAGAUGGACACAGCAUCACAACAGAGCUUGUUUGACAAUAAGUUUGAUGACAUCUUUGGCAGUUCGUUCAGUAACGAUCCUUUCAACUUCAACAGUCAGAAUGGAAUGAAUAAGGAUGACAAGGACCGGUUGAUCGAGCAGCUGUACCGGGAGAUCAGUUUGCUGAAGGAGGAGCUGGAGAACUUCAAGGCAGAGAGCCAUCGCCUAGGGGUGCAGCUGAGGGGGCGGAUCAGCGAGCUGGAGGCAGAGCUGGCGGAGCAGCAGCACCUCAAACAUCAGGCCCUGGAUGACAGCGAUUUCCUGCGCACCGAGCUGGAGGAGCUGAAGAAGCAGUGGGAGGACACAGAGAAAGCACAGAGGAGCCUGACGGAGAUAGAGAGGAAGGCGCAGGCUAAUGAGCAACGGUACACCAAGCUGAAGGAGAAGUACAGCGAGCUGGUGCAGAACCAUGCUGACCUGUUGCGCAAGAACGCAGAGGUCACCAAGCAGGUAACGGUAGCGAGACAGGCCCAAGGCGAUGUGGAGCGGGAGAAGAAAGAGUUAGAGGACUCCUUCCAGCGCAUGAGCGAGCAGGCCCAGAGGAAGACUCAGGAACAGGCAGAGGUCUUGGAAACCUUGAAGAGAGAGCUCACAGCCAGCAAGCAGGAGCAGCAGGCCCUCCAAAGCACUCUGAAAUCCAGUUUGCAGUCGGAAGCAGAGCGUAGCACCAGGACAGCGGACUUGGAGCAGGAGAGGGACACCUUGGUGGUGGCAGUGGCCCAGCGCAGCCAGGAGGUGACAGCGUUGCAGGCCGAGCUGCAGCAGCUGAAGGACACUCUGGACAGCGAGAAGGAGAGCAGCAGUAAAACGCUGGAGACACUGCAGACCCAGCUGGGAGAGAAGGAGAGCCGUGAGCAGGCCCUUCAGCAGCGGCUCCUGGAUGAGCAGUUUGCCUUGCUGCAGUGUAUGGUGCAGGAGGCAGAGCAGAUAGUGCAGGACUCCCUGAACCGACUCGAUGACCCCACCCACAUCAGCUGCACGAGCUCCGCAGAUUAUCUCCUGUGCAGAACGUUGGCUGCCUCUGACUGCGUAGAGCGGCUUCAGGGUGUGCAUGGCAAAUACCUUUCCAACCGCUCAGAUGUAAGCAGCCUGCUGCCGUGCGUGGCCCUGUUUGCCCACCUCAUCAGCGACACCAUCUUGCAGGGCAGUGCCACCUCCCACAUGGUCCCUAUGGAGCCGGCUGACCUGCUGUCAGAGACGUGUAAGCAGUGUGGGAGCGAGGCCCUGCGCUACCUUGGUGCCCUGAAAGACGAGGCCUCCCUGGGGGGUGCUGACUGCACCACUGUGAGAAACUGCCUGAGCCAAAUCAGCGCCAUUGGAGAGGAGCUUCGGCCCAGAGGCCUGGAUGUUGAGCAGGAGGAGCUGGGGGACCUGGUGGACAAGGAGAUGGCAGCCACGUCAUCUGCUGUCGAGACAGCAGUUGCCAGGAUAGAGGAUAUGCUCAGCAAGUCUCGGGCUGGGGACACCGGGGUCAAGCUGGAGGUCAAUGAGAGGAUUCUGGGCUCUUGCACGGACCUAAUGCAGGCUAUCCAGGUGCUAGUCCUGGCUUCUAAGGACCUCCAGAGGGAGAUAGUGGAGAGCGGAAGGGGCGCAGCGUCCCCCAAGGAGUUCUAUGCCAGGAAUUCCCGCUGGACGGAGGGCCUGAUCUCCGCCUCCAAAGCCGUGGGCUGGGGAGCCACUGUCAUGGUUGACGCCGCUGACCUGGUGGUGCAAGGGAAAGGCAAAUUCGAGGAGCUGAUGGUGUGUUCUCACGAGAUCGCAGCUAGCACUGCCCAGCUGGUGGCUGCCUCUAAGGUGAAAGCAGAUAAGGACAGUGCUAACCUGGCCAGGCUCCGGCAGGCAUCACGAGGAGUCAACCAGGCCACCGCCGGGGUGGUGGCCUCCACCAAGUCAGGGAAAUCUCAGAUUGAGGAGAAAGACAGUAUGGACUUCUCCAGCAUGACACUAACUCAGAUCAAGCGCCAGGAAAUGGACUCUCAGGUGCGAGUGUUGGAGCUGGAAAACCAGCUGCAGAAGGAGCACCAGAAGCUGGGAGAACUCCGCAAGAAGCAUUAUAAGCUAGCAGGCGUGGCGGAGGGCUGGGAUGAGGACGCUGCAGAGUAGCUUCCCAUGCCCGAAUCAGCGGCCGAUGGAUGCCCCUUCAGUUGGCCGGGACCCAGCUUCGUGCAGGUCUUUCUGAAGAUACAAAAUAAACUGGUGCAAAAUCCGACUUGAAGCACAUGUCCUCUGCGUUCCCAAGGACCCUCCUCCAGCGUGCCCAGCCGGGCAGCCACUCCACCCUCGAUUGGGCAAGUAGAAAGUGCAGAGGCCUGAAGUACCAGGAGCAAGGCUCCCGCAGCCACAGGACACAAGACUCUGCCCGAAUGUUUCGUGCAGCUGCUUUGGGGACCGCCUGUGGGUUCUGACUGUAACCCUUGGUUCAUUCUUUGCACAGACUCUGAACCGGUUCUGCCUCGGCGACGUGCCCUGGCGGCAGCAGCUCCGAUCUGGCUUUCUGACCCCACUGCUUCGCCAGCUCCGUCAGUGCAGACGCUGGCCCGGUUCAGAGCCAGUGUCCCACCAGACGGUGCCUGUGUCGCGCUGGGCAGGGUGUGGAAAUGCAACCAAGCCGGUUCUUCUGCUGGUGAGGCUGGACGGGCUCUGGGCUCGGAGCUGGGCAUACAGCCCUCCCCACACCCACACUUCCUCUCCCACUUGCUGUUCUGAGCUGGCCCUGCGCAGCUCAGAGCCCGUGGGGGCAUGCUGCACCCGUGGGGUGGACGAUGAGUGCCUUUCACUGCUGGAAGGGGGCCAGCGUACCACAAUAACACCUCAUCCGCGCGUGUCUUACUGCACUUCAAACGGGGCCAUCCCAGGGCAGCCAGCCUCCAGCGGCGGGGAGAUGCCAAUGGAGCCCCAGCAUGCAGUCCGUGGGAGCCCUGUUCCCUUAAAGCCAUGUGUUAGACAGCCGGUGGGAGAUGGGGUGUGGAGGCGCAAGACCCAGUCGCUCCCCCAGGCUCCUGCAGGAAGAGAGCAGCGCCCAAGCUACCACCCUGCUAGUCCCCGAGCCCUCUGUGACUCAGGCUGACAGCAUGGGAGAGAGUCCACUGAGCUCCUAGCCUGGUCCCAGGAGCUGACCCAUCCCCACCCCAGAGCAGGGAGCGCUGUCCCAGCCUAGUGCCUGGAGCAGAUCACUGUGUUAGUGCCAGCAAUAAAUCACUGUCAAAGGUGCUCCUGCCGCUCCAUCACAGCCUCUUCCUUUGCCAGCGGGGAGAGUUACCCGCGCCGCCCCAGUGGGUAAUACAUGAAGCUGCCCCACGGCUCUGAUCCCCGCCCAGUGGGAAGGGGACACUUGGACCCUGGCUCCAGCCAGCCUGCAAUAGGGCUCUUCAGGGCCCCCAGCUGCCAGUUCUCCUCACUGAUCUGAGCAGCAUGGCUGGUACAGACUGCAGGCAUCUGGUGCUGGACUGACCCUCGGUGCCCUCUGCUUUAGCAAAAUGUAGCCGGGGGCUGCUACGGAGCAGAAAGCUGCUCUGGAAUUUGAACAAGCAUGGUCCCCUUGCUGCCUCUGUGCCCUCCAUGCUGGCACAUGGUUGCGCAUCUUCUGCACACUGUGAGCCCGCGGGGGCAGCCCAUGGCCCAGAGAGCUGCUGUGGGGUUUGCUUGAGAAGUGAGGGAUGGGAGCAUAGCAGUGACCCCUGGGAACACCUCUCUUCCCUUCUAGAUGGGGCAGAGGAGGCUGAAGACGCUUGGUGGCCUGUCUCAUUUCACCCCUUUAGCGGCAGCUAAUCCAAAGGCAACCGGGGUCCUUUCGGCUCCCAGGGAUCUAAGCUCCCCCCGCCCUGGGAGCUCAGCCAGCUGCUCGGAACGUGGCCACCCCAUCAUUUAGAUUCCCCCCCCCUCGUGCUCAGACAGCACCAGCCGGGGAUGGAUGGGGAGCUGGGC
Molecule: messenger RNA, 6130 nt
Organism: Dermochelys coriacea (leatherback sea turtle)
Lineage: Eukaryota; Metazoa; Chordata; Testudines; Dermochelyidae
Gene: HIP1
Product: huntingtin interacting protein 1
Exons: 33
Coding region: 1163-4309 (1048 amino acids)
Biological process (GO): clathrin coat assembly; endocytosis; actin filament organization
Cellular component (GO): clathrin-coated vesicle; presynapse; actin cortical patch
Molecular function (GO): phosphatidylinositol-3,5-bisphosphate binding; phosphatidylinositol-3,4-bisphosphate binding; clathrin-cargo adaptor activity
Source: RefSeq, a predicted model, not a curated record